AACGGCGAGAUGAGGAAGCCCAAGCAUAAGAGUGCUACAGUCUGCGGCUACCCAAUAAGCAUCUUUUUCAUUGUGGUCAAUGAGUUCUGCGAGCGCUUCUCCUACUAUGGCAUGCGAGCCGUGCUGGUGCUGUACUUUAAGUACUUCCUGAAGUGGGACGAUGACUUCGCCACCACCAUCUACCACACCUUCGUGGCUCUCUGCUACCUGACGCCCAUCCUGGGAGCCAUUGUGGCUGAUUCAUGGCUCGGCAAGUUCAAGACCAUUGUUUACCUGUCCAUCGUUUAUGCACUGGGACAGGUCGUCAUGGCUGUGAGUGCUAUCCAUGACAUCACAGACUCAAACAAGGACGGCACUCCGGACAACAUGACCUUCCACGUAUCUCUGUCCAUGGUGGGGUUGAUCCUGAUCGCCCUGGGAACAGGAGGCAUCAAACCCUGCGUGGCUGCCUUUGGCGGAGACCAGUUUCAAGACCAUCAGGAGAAGCAGAGAAGCACCUUCUUCUCCAUCUUCUACCUGUCCAUCAACGCUGGCAGUCUGCUGUCCACUGUCAUCACCCCCGUCCUCAGAGCUCAGGAAUGUGGUAUUCACACAAAGCAGAAGUGCUACUCGCUGGCCUUUGGUGUCCCUGCCGCUCUCAUGGUGGUGGCUCUGAUUGUGUUCAUCAUUGGAAGUGGGAUGUACAUUAAGACGGCUCCUCAAGGCAACAUCUUGGUGAAAGUCUGCAAAUGCAUCGGGUUUGCCAUCAAGAACCGCUUCAGGCAUCGUUCUUCUCAGUACCCCAAGAGGGAACACUGGAUGGACUGGGCUGAGGAGAAAUACGAUAAACUCCUGAUCGCCCAGGUGAAGAUGGUGGUGAAGGUUCUGUUCCUCUACAUCCCGCUGCCCAUGUUCUGGGCUCUCUUUGACCAGCAGGGCUCGAGAUGGACCCUCCAGGCCACCACCAUGAACGGCGACUUUGGAGCACUCAUCAUCCAGCCCGACCAGAUGCAGACCGUCAACCCUAUCCUGAUCCUGGUUUUGGUGCCGAUCAUGGACAGUGUGAUCUACCCACUGAUUGCCAAGUGCAAAUUAAACUUCACUCCGUUAAAGAGGAUGACCGUUGGCAUGUUCUUCGCUGCUAUUGCGUUCGUGGCUGCUGCUCUGGUCCAGCUACAGAUUGAUCAAACCCUGCCCAAGUUCCCGUCGAACACUGAGGCCCAAGGGAAAUUCAUCAACAUGAUAAAAGAGCCGGUUUCUGUCAAAGCUGGAGUCAACAACUUCACCCUGCAGCCGUUCGAGGCCAAUGAGGGUUACCUUACCUUUGAUGACAUAUUUACACUGGAUCUGAAUGGUACCAGUUACUUAUCCAGUUUAGUGGAUGGCAAUCGGAGUACUAUUGUCAUCAUUCAGGAUGGAGCCAAACUCAGGCCUGAGAGGUUCACAGACAUCAAAUCAAAGCCGGAACAGGGUGCUAAUGCUGUCAGAUUUCUGAAUGGCCACAACUCAGUUUUGAAUGUAACCGUGGGUAACGAGGACUUUGGGAACAUCUUCAUCAACAAGAUGUCAGAAUAUGUGGACGUACCACAGGGACAAGCUAAGUUCCGGAUCAUAAACGAUGUGGAUGAGUGCGUCUACACUCAGAAACUGGGCUUCGGCAGCUCUUACACCUUGAUCAUCCCGCCAACGUUCAAAUUUGGAACAAAUUGCGAAGAGAGCAUCCGAUCAGUGAUGGACAUCAGCCCCAACACCGUCCACAUGGCCUGGCAGAUCCCUCAGUACUUCCUCAUCACUGCAGGGGAGGUGGUCUUCUCUGUCACCGGCUUGGAGUUCUCCUACUCCCAGGCACCUAGCAACAUGAAGUCUGUGCUGCAGGCUGGUUGGCUGUUAACCGUUGCCGUAGGGAACAUUAUUGUGCUUAUUGUCGCUGAGGCCGCAACACUUGAAGAUCAGUGGGCCGAGUACAUCCUCUUCGCCUCCCUGCUGGUGUUAGUGUGCUUCAUCUUUGCCUUCAUGGCCUAUUUCUAUACCUACAUCGACCCGACCAAGAUCGAGGCCCAGUUUGCCCAGAAGGAGCCCGAGGAGAAGGAGAAGAGGAAGAGUUUGGAAAUGACCAGGAAGGACUCAGUGGAGCGCAGCAACGAGCAGAGGAGGAGCUCCGACUCCAGCUCUGACGAGGAGGAGAACAAACAGUGCAAGAUGUAACGCGACCCUUCUCCCUCCUCUUUUACGGAUGCUGAUUGGUUCUGUGUUUCAUGCCUCGGCGUGCCUGUGGUCAGUGUGUUGGUGCAACCCGGUGCACCGCUGUACGUGUGGUGGUUAGAAUGAACGGAUGAUGACCUGAGUGAAAUGGUGCAGAAGUUGUAAGAGCACAGAAAUAGGACUUGGACGGUUGAGCUCUUGGUGGACAGUGUUAAUGGAGGAUCUUGGCAGGGAUAAUUCAAACACAUUUAUCGCCAAAUCUUGAGAGAAUAUUCCUUUGUUUUUGUUUUUUUUAAAUCCCCUGGAUCUUUACUGGUUAUUAAUUUGCUCUUUCGCUGUUGUAAAUUUGUUUUUACAAUGAUUUAUUUUGCACUGUGUAGCAACAUCUUAAUGUAAUGUUUGUUUCCAAGUCUUUUGUAACGUACUCGAGUACACGUACAAAGAAACCAUUCCAUUUGUAUUUAUUAAUAAGCACAGUGUUGUAUGUAUUGUAAUAUAUUGUCACUGUUUUAUAUACAUGAUGUUGUCGUAUGCUCCAGGGUAAAAUCGAACACCAAAAGCUGCUUAUUAAUCAUAUUCCACAUUGAAAGGUGUUGUCUUAAUAUUGUGAGUGAACAUCUGCAUCAGCAGUGGUUUCAUUAAACCUAUAUAAUGCCAUAAUU
Seriola dumerili (greater amberjack) is the source of this 2843-nucleotide messenger RNA. RefSeq names its product solute carrier family 15 member 1-like (gene slc15a1b). The coding region runs from base 10 to 2184 and encodes 724 amino acids. The record is from RefSeq and is a predicted model, not a curated record. NCBI's taxonomy places the organism in Eukaryota, Metazoa, Chordata, Actinopteri, Carangiformes, Carangidae. Gene Ontology annotation, biological process: oligopeptide transport; transmembrane transport. The transcript is spliced from 22 exons. Gene Ontology annotation, cellular component: membrane. Gene Ontology annotation, molecular function: dipeptide transmembrane transporter activity.